Messenger RNA from Pelobates fuscus (common spadefoot toad), 833 nucleotides. Its product is annotated as trypsin-like. Gene Ontology annotation, molecular function: serine-type endopeptidase activity. The record is from RefSeq and is a predicted model, not a curated record. The transcript is spliced from 5 exons. Gene Ontology annotation, biological process: proteolysis. Bases 45 to 782 code for a protein of 245 amino acids. NCBI's taxonomy places the organism in Eukaryota, Metazoa, Chordata, Amphibia, Anura, Pelobatidae.
AAGAUGAAUUACUAACAAUCACACAUCUCAGACACAUAUUCAUUAUGAGGAUUAUACUGAUCUGUGUGCUCUUGGGAGCUGCAGCUGCAUUUGAGGACGAUGAUAAGAUUGUAGGAGGUUCCACCUGCAGCAAGAACUCUGUCCCAUACAUUGCUUCUCUGAACAUUGGUUACCAUUUCUGUGGCGGCUCCCUGAUUAACAGCCAAUGGGUGGUGUCUGCUGCUCAUUGCUUUACAGGACGAACUAUUCAAGUCAGACUGGGAGAGCAUAACAUUGCUGUGAGUGAUGGCACCGAGCAAUUCAUCAACUCAGCAAAGACCUACAGACAUAGCAAGUACAACUCCAGAACCCUGGAUAAUGAUAUUAUGCUAAUCAAGCUUUCUUCUCCUGCAACGCUCAACUCUUACGUAAACACAGUACCUCUGCCUUCGAGCUGUGCGGCCACUGGCACCAACUGUCUGAUCUCUGGUUGGGGAAACACACUUAGCAGUGGCUCCAAUUACCCAGAUCUCCUUCAGUGCCUGAAUGCCCCCAUCCUGAGUGACACUGAUUGCAGCAAUGCCUACCCUGGAGAAAUCACCAAUAACAUGAUCUGUGUUGGUUUCAUUGAAGGCGGCAAGGAUUCCUGCCAGGGAGACUCUGGUGGCCCCGUGGUCUGUACAGGUGAGCUCCAAGGUAUUGUGUCCUGGGGAUAUGGUUGUGCCCUAACCAACUACCCUGGAGUCUAUACCAAGGUCUGCAACUACAAUGACUGGAUCGAGAGCACCAUCGCUUCAAACUAAAUUCAUUGUAUAAGAGAGUUUAAUAAAUUAAUUACCUUCUUAACUGGUGAA